AUGGCCCUCCCCCCGCUAGUUCCGUUGGGAAGCCGGAAGUCCCGCCCCGACGCCGGAAGCGCUGCGGCCUUCCUUCCUCAGAGCCUCCCGAGACGCGGCGGAGACUGGCUUCCGGCCCCGGGCGGGCGCGGACUUGGCUCGGGGCGCGUUCCGGAGCGGGGUCCCGGGAGCGCGGUCCUCCGGGCCGCUUGCGCGGGGCUCGGGGACUGCGGCGGAGGCCGCGCGAGGAGGACGCCGAUCCGGGUGCCGGGCAGGUGCAGGGCCAUGAACGGCACGGCGAACCCGCUGCUGGACCGCGAGGAGCAUUGCCUGCGGCUCGGGGAGAGCUUCGAGAAGCGGCCGCGGGCCUCCUUCCACACCAUUCGCUAUGACUUUAAGCCAGCAUCGAUAGAUACUUCCUGUGAAGGGGAGCUCCAGGUUGGCAAAGGAGAUGAAGUCACAAUUACACUGCCACAUAUUCCUGGGUCCACACCACCGAUGACCGUGUUCAAAGGGAACAAACGGCCUUACCAGAAGGACUGUGUGCUCAUCAUCAAUCACGACACUGGAGAGUACGUGCUGGAGAAGCUCAGCAGCAGCAUCCAGGUCAAGAAGACGAGAGCUGAGGGGAGCAGUAAAAUCCAAGCCCGGAUGGAGCAGCAGCCCACUCGUCCCACACAGCCCACACAGCCACCACAGCCACCACCCCCCAUGCCAUUCCGAGCUCCAACGAAGCCUCCAGCUGGACCCAAGACUUCUCCCUUGAAGGAUAACCCUUCACCUGAGCCCCAGCUGGAUGACAUCAAAAGAGAGCUGAGGGCUGAGGUCGACAUCAUCGAGCAGAUGAGCAGCAGCAGUGGGAGCAGCUCCUCUGACUCUGAGAGCUCCUCCGCAAGUGACGAGGACAGCUGCAGCAGCGGAGGAGAGGACAACGGCCCAGCCUCUCCUCCUCAGCCUUCACACCAGCAGUCCUUCAGCAGCAGGCCUGCCGUGGCCAACGGCACCAGCCGGCCCCAGGGAAGCUCUCAGCUCAUGAAUACACUCAGAAACGAUUUGCAGCUAAGUGAGUCUGGCAGUGACAGUGAUGACUAGCACCAGGCUUUUGAAAUCGGCUUUCUGGUACGCAGACAUGCUGCAAGACUCAGCUGCUUCUGCCAGGAUUCCACAGCACAGGAGGACGUUGCGAAGCAGAGCCUGUAGGAGGAGUUAAGGCCUGGAAGCAUGCAGACACUCAGUCUUUAUCUUGGUGGUGGCGGUUGAUUUUUCUCACAUAAUUCUUGAACAAUCUCUUGUUUCAGAGUUUAAGUAGAUCUAUAGGAGAACUAACGGAAUUCUGUUUCCACAUGGUUAACAUUAGUAAUGAAAAACUGACCAAUGCACCCUGGUCUAGGGCAUUCAAAGCCCGUGUCUUCAUCAGGCCAGUAAUUCAGCAGUCGUCGGUUUGGCCAGGCGAUCUGUACCAGUAAAAUAAAAGUCUUUGAGGGGUUAUGGAAAGAAAGGAGAUCCUCAAACUAUGUCAUAGAAAUACGUUAAGAUCACUUUACACCAUUGA
Mesocricetus auratus (golden hamster) is the source of this 1531-nucleotide messenger RNA. It is a transcript of the gene Eaf1, whose product is annotated as ELL associated factor 1. Gene Ontology annotation, cellular component: super elongation complex. Bases 1 to 1071 code for a protein of 356 amino acids. The transcript is spliced from 6 exons. NCBI's taxonomy places the organism in Eukaryota, Metazoa, Chordata, Mammalia, Rodentia, Cricetidae. Gene Ontology annotation, biological process: regulation of transcription elongation by RNA polymerase II; positive regulation of DNA-templated transcription. Gene Ontology annotation, molecular function: transcription elongation factor activity. The record is from RefSeq and is a predicted model, not a curated record.